Osmia lignaria (orchard mason bee) is the source of this 1863-nucleotide messenger RNA. Its product is annotated as UBX domain-containing protein 7. Gene Ontology annotation, cellular component: nucleus. The record is from RefSeq and is a predicted model, not a curated record. Gene Ontology annotation, molecular function: ubiquitin binding. Lineage: Eukaryota; Metazoa; Arthropoda; Insecta; Hymenoptera; Megachilidae. Gene Ontology annotation, biological process: proteasome-mediated ubiquitin-dependent protein catabolic process.
UCACUGCUGCAGUUUAAAGAGCAUAAAGUGUUGAGUCUAUGGUUGCAUCGGAUGCGAAAAUUUUGCGAAAAUUCUAAUGUCUGUAUUUAUAAAUUUCUAUAAUUCAGAUACACAAUGGAUCAAGAACUUAUUGAUAAAUUUGUCGAAGUAACAGGAGAAGGUGAAGCAACAGCUCGUCAGUAUUUGUCAUUAACAGAUGGAAAUGUAGAAGCUGCAAUAAGCUUAAUGUUUGAGGGAGGAGGACUAGCACCUGAACCAAUACCUGUUCCUGAUCCUGAACCAGAAGUGAGACCUCCUAUCUUACCCACGCAAGAAAUAUUAGUGCCAUCUGGUCCAGUAUGUUCCCUUCCAAGAUUAUCAACUAAUGUGUUUGAUAGAUUUAGAGAUUUUGCAGUAGAGACCCAACGACAGGAGGAAGAAAUGGCUUGUAAAGUAGCUGGUGUAAAACAAAUGUCUUACUGUAAAUCAAAAAGAUUAGAAGAUUUAUUUCGUCCUCCAUGCAAUAUCCUCUUCCUAGGUUCUUUUAUCGAAGCUCGUGAACAUGCUAAGACAUUAAAUCAUUGGUUACUUGUAAAUAUUCAAAAUCCUCAAGAAUUUUCAUGCCAAAUUCUUAACAGAGAUGUUUGGUCAAAUCAACAAAUUCAAGAAAUUAUAAAGGAUCACUUUGUUCUGUGGCAAGUUCUGUCAAAUUCAAGCGAUGGGAGCCGCUAUGUUCAUCUUUACGAUGUAUACGAAUAUCCUUAUCUAGCAAUAAUAGAUCCUAGAACAGGAGAAUGCAUGCAAACUUACAAUCAUGUUACUGUGGAUAUUUUAAUGUCUGCUUUGAAUGACAUGCUAAGCACUCAUCCAUCACCAGAAUGUGUAUCAAAUGAUUCCUUUAAUUCUAAAGACUGGAACAGUGCAGUGACAGCAACAAAAGAAAAUGCUCUACCCAAUUUACUGGAUUGCAGCAGUAGUACUUCUCAACCUUCUAAACAUAUGAUUGGUAAUUUAAGAGAUACAGAUAAUAACAUAGACGCGGCAACAAUUCAGAGCUCAAGUACAAGCACAACAAUUGAUGUUUUUCAGAAUAGAAAUAAAAAGAGAAGAAUAGAUGAAUCCGAUCUAAACGAAGAAAUUCAAAAAAUCAAUUCAAAGGAUGCUCAACCGUGCGAACCCAAAUGUGAUACAAACGAACCAGAAAUUGAUAAUGCAUCUGCUGUGAGACUUUGUUUAAGAUUACCGAAUGGUAAAAAAGAAACGGUGUUGAUGUCUGCCAUAAACACAAUAGAAGAUUUUAUAAACAAAAUGAACGAAAUGGGAUAUCCAUCGAUCGAUCACACUUACUUGGUACCGUUUCCAAAAACAAAUAUUGGAAUGCUUUCUCCAGAAACAUAUUUAUCGGACACGAUAUUAUCUCCAGCGAAUACAGUAUUUAUAACAAAGAUACAGUAAUUUUAUUAGGUGAUUUUUCUUUUUACAAUAAAUGAAACGAUAUUUCAAUCACUGGAAUUAAUUGUUCUGCUAUUGCAGAUAAGAUACGAGAAAUCAAAUAUAGCAUAAGUUUAAAAAAAAACAUUCUUAUAACUUAAAAGGAAACAAUACACAUAAAUAUACAUUGUCAUAUGUGUUCAGUUAGUAUUUAUGGUUAUUUAAUAUGAUUAUUAUAACAGUUUUUUUUUUAAUUUUGAAGAAACAAAUUAAUGCCGUAUUUAGAUAAAAUAAUGAUGAAAAAAUGCUGUUAUAUUUUCAUGUACAGUAAGUCUGUGUUUAAGCUGUACUUCCUAUUGUUCAACAUUCGGUUAUUUAUUUCAUUAUGUUUUCCUUAGUUUUUAACAUUGAAAGUUUCAAAUGACAUGGUAAAUAAAAAUCUUUUAGCUGAAA